Molecule: messenger RNA, 2736 nt
Organism: Manduca sexta (tobacco hornworm)
Lineage: Eukaryota; Metazoa; Arthropoda; Insecta; Lepidoptera; Sphingidae
Product: 5'-AMP-activated protein kinase subunit gamma-2
Exons: 2
Coding region: 438-2534 (698 amino acids)
Source: RefSeq, a predicted model, not a curated record
ACGCAACGGCAUCAGCGCGGCGCGGCGGCCCGCGCCCGUGAGUGAAUUCCAUAACGUGAACGCGACUCGCUUGUUCGAUGCCGUCAGCGUGUUAUUGGAACACACUGUGGCUCUGUUGUAAAUUAUACUAAUUGGGCAUGGCGGUCUCUGGAAAAACAAUAGCUUCAUCAAUUCUCAACCAGAUGCCCGAGUUACAUGACCAUAUAAUAGACCAGUGAAAUACCUGUGUUUAGUUUAACGCGGUCACGACGCCUGUGAAACUGUCCGCUGAUACUGAGUGCAUUAUGCACGUUGCGUGUGUGAGUGUGUGUGAAGUGUUCAUAAAUAGUCAGUGCUAGGGGAGUUCGGCGUAAUGAUACCCGUUGUAUCUUCACUGGUGAUUCCGGAUUAUGGUCUACAAUAAAAGGAUAAGGCGUCUUUUAAGGACGUAAUCUGUUAUGGAUCCGAUAUUAGAAAAUGAAGGUGCUACUACAACAGAGUCACCCGGCAAACAUGGCAAAUCUAAACAUAAACACAAAAAGAAAAAGAAUCAAUCUGAAACGCAAAAAGAAAAUCAGACGGUGGUAGGAGAGCGCAAAAGGUUUGUCGUUACCACUUUAACUACGUCCGAAGAAAAAGUUCCUGCCAGUAAUGACACUGCUGAAAAUAAUGUUCAUACGGUGCAUUUUGGAACGCGCGGAGUUGAAUCUCACAGGCCACACGUGAGGUCAAUAUUUAAAGAUCGAUCUGCUGAUACUCCAAGACCUUCGAGUGCUGAUAGAGAUUCUUCUAGCGCAAAAGAAUAUGAGACAUUUCACGGUACCUCAUCUAGUCCGCGAAGCUCAAUAUUUGAUAUUUUCCGAUUACGCAGGAAAAGUGAUGCUAAAAAAUACUCAUCAUCAAAACCUCAGUCUAAAACAACAGAGAGCCAAGAUACUCCAAAAGAUGAUCAGAAUAUCACGGAAUCUAAAGAUUCUCAUAAAAAAUAUUACCAUACUGUGACUGGGGCUUCAUCGCGAAAAUACAGCCCAAUUACGAGAGUGAUGGAUAUAUUUCGCAGUAAACCACAUACAGAAAAUAAUCAGUCGCCGGUUGAUCCCAUCAAAAAGAAAAAUGCAAAACAGAUUCGUCGUUCAUCUAUUGAAACGACGUCGCCAACUUAUCAUAAAAAUUCUUACGCUUCUCUUGAUCCAAUACAAGCUAAACAAUUGUUUCGAGAAGUCCGAGGACUACCUAAAUAUGAUCCUUAUUUAUCUAUUGUUCAAAUAUCUAUUGGAGGACGAGAUAAGACCAGGCUAUUACUAAAUUUUUUCAAGUACCAUAAGUGUUAUGAGAUUUUACCAAAAUCAGCUAAGGUUAUUAUAUUUGAUACGCAGUUUUUUGUGAGGAAAACAUUUUCUACGCUGAUAUCACAUGGUAUAAGAUCUGCGCCACUUUGGGACGCUGGCAAAAAACUCCUUGUUGGGAUGAUAACUGUCACAGACUUCAUAAGAAUACUUCUUCACCUUGAUAAAGAAAAUUUACCAGUUGAAGAAUUAGAAAAGCAUACCCUUCACAAUUGGAGGAAAAUAUUAAGACCAAAUCGUAAACCAUUAUGCAGUGUAGGUCCAGAUCAGUCAUUGCACGAUGCUAUAAAUUUGCUUAAUAAGAAUAGGGUACAUCGGUUAUUAAUGAUUGAUCCAAUAUCGGGCGACGUCCUAUACAUAUUAUCCCAUAAAAGAAUUUUGAGGUUUCUUUUUGUUUACCUCAAUGAAUUUCCCGAAUUAACGUUUUUUCAUAAAACCCUAGUCGAAUUAAAAAUCGGGACGUAUGAAGAUAUCGCUUUUGUUACUGAAAGCGUUAGUAUAAAAUCAGCGUUUCAGCUUCUUUUAGAUAAGGAUAUAUCCGCUUUACCAGUUUUAGAUGACAAUGGCGCGCUGAUAGACGUGUAUGCGAAAUAUGAAGUCUUGAAUUUAGUGAGCGAAAAAUUAUAUUCGAAUUUGUCUUUGACGAUAGGUGAAGUAAGAAAUAAAAAGAAAGACUGGGAAGAAAAGUUACAAAAAUGUCGUUCAAGUAUUACUUUAUACGAGGCCUUAGAAGUAAUAGUUAGAACUGAAAGUCAUCGAUUGUUGUUAGUAAAUAAUAAUAAAGAAAAUAAGUUAAUAGGAAUUGUGUCACUUUCUGAUAUUUUAGUAUAUUUAAAUAGGAUAAUUCCAACAGAGAAGAAAGUGUCAUCGUUACAAGAAAUAUUUCGUCCACUUGAAGAGAACAAAGUGGCGGAGUCGACAAAAGAAUGUGAAAAUGAGACAAUAUCUAUUGAAGUACCUAGUCUUGGAUCGCAAAUUGUACUGGAAACUGACGAGACAAUUUCCACAACCGACGAUCCUAAUUGUGCUAGUAACAAAGAAUGUCAUGAAGAAAAACAAAGUAUGGAAAAUAAUGACGCAGGUCGUGAGGUUCUUGUACACGCAGAGGAUACUAACAACAGUGACAUUAGCAAAGUCGAAGAUGGAGAAGCACACUUAGACACUGCUGUAGUUGCGUCUGAAGGAGACAAGUCAAUCGUUAACGAAUAAGUAGUAAAAUUUGUUUAUUCCAAAGAAAUUGUGAUAGGUGAAACCGCCGAGUCCGUAUGUUAAUCUCAGCUUUUGCUUAAAUUGAUAUUGUAAUUUACUUCGUCAUCAUUAAUAGAUGCAUUAAAUAACACGUGAUUGCCUUAUUCAUUAUUUAAUUCAUUAUAAAAAACAUGCUGAAACUCAAUAAAUUAUUUUAGCACUA